AUGUUGUCAUCAUGGGUUGGAAAUGAGUGUUGCGUGUGGGAAGGAAUCCAGUGUGAGGGUGUCACUGGAAAUGUUCAACGCCAUAAUCUUAGAGGAGAUGAUUACUACCCCAUGUUUUACUCCAACUAUUACUUAGCUGGCAAUAAGGUGAGCUCUUCUUUGGCACAAUUGAGGCAUCUCAAAUACCUCGACUUAAGUGGGAAUCGUUUUUUUGAAGGAAGUCAUAUCCAAGAGUUCAUUGGAUUCUUGAAGCACCCGGGCUACAUGAAUCUCUCUCAUGCUAGUUUUGAAGGUAUCAUUCCUCCUCAAAUUGGAAGUCUUUCUAAUUUAAAGGUUCUUGACCUUGUUAACGAUAAAGGAUAG
Lactuca saligna is the source of this 363-nucleotide messenger RNA. NCBI's taxonomy places the organism in Eukaryota, Viridiplantae, Streptophyta, Magnoliopsida, Asterales, Asteraceae. The record is from the annotation of a GenBank genome assembly.